Molecule: messenger RNA, 504 nt
Organism: Sipha flava (yellow sugarcane aphid)
Lineage: Eukaryota; Metazoa; Arthropoda; Insecta; Hemiptera; Aphididae
Exons: 2
Coding region: 1-504 (167 amino acids)
Source: RefSeq, a predicted model, not a curated record
AUGACAGCGAAGAAAGGAGGAGAUUCGGCUGAUCUUAACUAUGAUAUGAACUACAAUUUGUUCUUGCUGAAGACGUCCUUGCAGAAUUUGAAAACGGCCCAGGACAAGCACAACGUGAAUCGUUGGGUUCACAAGCUGUUGUCCAGCAAUAAGACUGUGGCCGAGAUGAAGCUGCGCAACGACUUCAUGGCCCAGCUGGUGUUCUCCGUGCAGCAGGGCGAGCUCAAUUCGCCGUUUAACCAGUACCCGCCGUCGUCACCUCUCAGCAACCUUACGUACCUGCUGACGGGCUCAGCCCCCAGUUCCACUAAGGACGCAAAAAAGGACGGCGGCGCGUGGGAGUGCGACUUGUCCAGUGAAGACUCAGACAAGCCAAUGCUGUACAGACAGUCGCCGGACGGUGGGGCUUUUCUGGCCGCGCAGCCCGUGCCCAAGUGUGGAGCGUUCUGUUACCUGGCCGUGGUCAGCAAGCCCCCGGCAAAAGAAGAGAACCCCAAGCUGUAG